AUGGCCCCUGUAAUGCAACCCAUUCCGUCGCUAAGCGACUUGCCCCUCCGAAAAGGAAGUUGUGGCGAGGGCUGCAAGGAAGAAAUCCAGACGGGCGAGCGAGUAGGCCUAGAUUUACCCCUGGAUUUGUUUGAUCCCCCUUUGCUUGGCAGGGCAGGUUUUGAGCAAAAGAUUGUGGAUAAGAACCCGCUAGUCGUGAAUGACGACGUGAUUUCCUUCAAUACUCAAGGUAGUUCCCAAUGGGAUAGUCUUCGCCAUUUCGCAUAUCAAAAGGAUAAGAAAUUCUACAAUGGUACUACCCAAGAAGAGAUCCAUUCCGCUCCCAGGACAGCAAUCAACGGCCUUCAGACUUGGAACUCAAAGGCCUUGGCUGGCCGCGGAGUCCUCAUUGAUUACGCGUCAUACGCCAAGCGCCAGGGUAUCUCCGUUGACCAUUUCACGCCGCACGGAAUAACGUUAGAGAGCGUUAGAGCAAUCGCCGAGGAGGAAGGAAUCGAAUUUCGGAGCGGGGAUGUGCUCUUUAUAAGGACAGGAUAUGCAGCAGCUUACCAGACCCUAGAUAGCGAAGGCCGCACCAGAGUCUCUGGAGUUCGGGAAUGGUGCGGGCUCGCGCAAAGUCGGCAAACCACGGAGUGGCUCUGGGAGAGGCAAUUCGCAGCGGUGGCUUCUGACAGCCCUGGGUUUGAGGUCCGCCCUCCGACGGAGAAGGAAUGGCACCUUCACCCCAUUCUCCUCGCCGGGUGGGGAACGCCCAUUGGGGAGUUGUUUGAUCUGGAUAAGUUGGCUGAACUUUGUGCAAGGCGUAAGCGUUGGUCAUUCUUUUUCACAUCAGCGCCGCUCAAUUAUACGGGCGCGGUGGCUUCUCCGCCCAACGCUAUCGCCAUUAUGUAG
This is a messenger RNA of Parascedosporium putredinis, 891 nucleotides long. NCBI's taxonomy places the organism in Eukaryota, Fungi, Ascomycota, Sordariomycetes, Microascales, Microascaceae. The record is from the annotation of a GenBank genome assembly.